Messenger RNA from Sardina pilchardus (European sardine), 2974 nucleotides. RefSeq names its product v-ral simian leukemia viral oncogene homolog Ba (ras related) (gene ralba). Gene Ontology annotation, molecular function: GTPase activity; GDP binding; GTP binding. The record is from RefSeq and is a predicted model, not a curated record. The transcript is spliced from 5 exons. Gene Ontology annotation, cellular component: plasma membrane. The coding region runs from base 229 to 852 and encodes 207 amino acids. Gene Ontology annotation, biological process: Ras protein signal transduction. NCBI's taxonomy places the organism in Eukaryota, Metazoa, Chordata, Actinopteri, Clupeiformes, Clupeidae.
AACGUUAAAGAUUAUUGUGCUAAAUUAGUAGCUUUCAGUGCAGUUGUCGACUAGGAUUAACGCUCUGAAUCAGACUGACAGUUUGUUGUUAGAAGCAUUGUUAAUGUAGUCCCUUGCCUACAUCUCUAGAAGAACAAUCGAAGUCGGCUGAGCAGGUGGUGACAGUCACAGGAGGAGCUUGGUGGGGGUUUUUCUUUCGGACGCUGAGGGUGAACGCGGAGUCUCGAGAUGGCAGCCAGUAAAAGCAAGAACCAGAGUUCCCUGGCCCUGCACAAGGUCAUCAUGGUGGGCAGUGGCGGCGUGGGCAAGUCCGCCCUCACGCUCCAGUUCAUGUACGACGAGUUUGUGGAGGACUACGAGCCCACUAAGGCGGACAGCUACAGGAAGAAGGUGGUGCUGGACGGGGAGGAGGUCCAGAUCGACAUCCUGGACACGGCGGGCCAGGAGGACUACGCCGCCAUCAGGGACAACUACUUCCGCAGCGGAGAGGGCUUCCUGCUCGUCUUCUCCAUCACCGAGCACGAGUCCUUCACCGCCACCGCAGAGUUCAGGGAGCAGAUCCUGCGGGUGAAGGCGGAGGAGGACAAGAUCCCUCUGCUGCUGGUGGGCAACAAGUCGGACCUGGAGGAGCGGCGGCAGGUGAUGGUGGACGAGGCGCGGGGGAAGGCCGAGGAGUGGAACGUCCAGUACGUGGAGACCUCCGCCAAGACGCGCGCCAACGUCGACAAGGUGUUUUUCGACCUUAUGAGGGAGGUGAGGUCCAAAAAGAUGUCGGAAAACAAGGACAAAAACGGCAAGGGAAAGAACAAGAAGAACAAGAAGAGCUUCAAGGAGAGGUGCUGUUUACUCUAAACACCUCCCCAUGGACCUUACGAGCCCCCCUCCCUCCCCCCAGCAACCCCCUCCAAUUCAAACACCACUGAGGAAUAAGCUCAACCACAGAGCCUGUUUCGUCUGUAAAUGACAACAACAAAAGAAAAUCUUUUUUUUUUCAUUUUUUUUUUUUAAAUAAUGCUUAAGGUAGAUCUCGAUGCCUGGUCUCAGCCUUUUUUUGUUUUUUUGUUUUGUUUUUCAUUGAACAACAACAACAACAACAACAAAAAAUCAAAAUCCAGUUUCUUACUUUUAAAAAUAAGGACAGUGACCACUGUAUGUCGACUAUGUGAAAGAAACUGUGCCACUUUAGGGCCUUCGCUGUAACAUGGAGGUGACCAACACUAACAAAGCCCCCCCUGUAAAUGACCCUGCUUGACAUCAUCAAUUUUUCUUUUUUUAAGAAAAAGAUAUUGGUGAAAUGUUGCCUCUUUUUUUAUGAUCUUACCAAAUUCGUUACACAUGCCGUAUUAGUUGACUUAUGCAAAAGAAAAUGUCUUCUGGGUCUAGUCAUCAACACUAAAAUUCUCGAUCGCUUUCCCUGGCUAACUGCAAAUCAGCAGGUCAGCCUUUUAUUUCCUUUCCUCUGGCUCUAAUCUGCUAAUGCUAACGCAGAAACGCUAAAGGUUAGUGUCGCUUUUGUGACCUCACUUCCUGCACAGGAUGUUGAGCAUAUUCAAAUGCUCGUCCAGCCCGGGGGCCCUCUCGCCCACAUAGAUGCUGGACUCUCUCUCUCUUUCUUUCUCUCUCUCUCUCUAUCUCUCUCUGUCUGAUGUUUCUGGUCUGAUGAGAAACAUCAGACGAGGAACGCGCCUUUCCUGUACCAAACAGCCUUUUUGUUUUUGUUUAUCUGUCUCUCUUACAGCUGGAGAAAUGUGUGGUCAACCCAGGGUCAGUCUAGCGUUGUGUUGUUGAUGUAGUUAAUGGCUCAAUCCACUUAGCAGCUGACUCUGGUCCAAGUCCGGUCCGGUCCUGUCCUGAUCUGGAGCCGAUCCAACUCUAGCGCUGGUGCAGUUCUGACCAAGGGCCCGAUGUGGUUAUGAUGCUGCCCUAAUCAGGCAGGGGUCUAGCCUUGAUCCUGGUGUGAAGUAGAUCAGGUGAUCUGGUGAAUGGCUUCCAGAUCGUGCCCCUUUCCCCCAUUCAGAGUUAGAUGCUUACUGAGAGAGUUUCCAGGAAGCUUGUUUUUUUUUGGCAGAGGCAGGGUAGCUAAGGUGCCAUGCCACCCCCCCCCCCCCCCCCCCCCCCCUCUAUUAGUAAAGGGUGACCGUAACACUUUAGAGGCCUUUCAUGGACGCUGAGUUCACUUCUAUUCUAAGGUGCUUCAGUUGUGAAUGCAGAUUACUGAGAACUUUUGGCCGCUCUGGUCACGUUGCUCCCCCUGGUGGCCAAACAAGAUAACAGCCUGCAGCUGGGAAUUGUGGGUUGGGAAGAAUAGCUCAAACUCGAGUUUUGGGGAUCACGCUCUCUCUUUUUUUCUCCCAUUAAAUUUGCCUGAAGCAAAUGCCUCACUUUUUAGAAAGCGCUACUGCCCAUCAGACUCUUCACACCCUUUUGUUGAACUGUGAAAACAAAUAGCCUUGCUGAUGACCGUGUGUUGUACCAAGAUAUUUUUGUAGGAAGCGUGCUAUGUUGCCAACAUCGUGAUGUGAUGAAGGUGGCAUCCACUCCCAGAACGAGUGCCAUUAAGAACAGCAGGUUCUUGUUAGGGAGAACUUUCUUGGGAGUGCAUGCCAUCAAAUACUGCAACAAAUUCAACCGGGGGGUGGGGGAUGAAUAGUUCCUGUUCCUGCUUUUUUUUCUCUGAAUGUGUCUGUACAAAUGGUUGGACUGUGGUUGCGUCAAUCUAACGGAUGUGUUGUCUCGCUAUUGUUUGGGAGCCAUGUGGAGGUGGUGGGGUUUAGAGUGCCCUGCCUUGUAGAGCUGCAACACUUGUCAUUGUGCUCGUUUUAUAACUGAUUGAGUCUGUUUGCUUGACUUGAGCUUGAUGACAAUUUAUGUUCUUUUUUCUCUCUCUGUCCCAUUUUCUCCCCCUAACUGGCUAUUAAAAGAGGAAAAAGAUGUCAAAAACAUGUUGCCAAAUAAACACUUUUCUUUCUUUGUA